Messenger RNA from Fusarium falciforme, 1947 nucleotides. Its product is annotated as HET domain-containing protein. The transcript has a single exon. Lineage: Eukaryota; Fungi; Ascomycota; Sordariomycetes; Hypocreales; Nectriaceae. The record is from RefSeq and is a predicted model, not a curated record. Bases 16 to 1947 code for a protein of 643 amino acids.
GCCAAGACUAUCAACAUGACUCUCUGCAGCCUAUGCAAGACCAUUCCCCCCAAGUUCUUUAGCUCAGCUCGAAAUGACCAAUGCACUGUCGAACAUCACCCGAACCUUGUCGCUCUUGAGAAGUCGGUAGAAGCAGGAUGUCGCAUGUGCGCGAUCGUUUAUAAUGCGAUACAACGUCGCGUCAAGGACGGCAAGAUUUACAGUACAAUGGAUGGGAAGCCUGUUGAUUUGUCCCAGCAGAUCAACUUGAGGAGCACCAAGUUUGGCGCGCAGUCAGUAUGUCUGGGUUGGGCUGACGUGGGGAGUAUGCGAGGCAUAGAGGUCCCGCACGAUUGGGACGAUGUCGCUGUAUACGACUGCAAGCCAGAGUUGGGAAUGGCAUCGGACCUUAAGUACCAGAGUGACACAGUCAGGUGGUGGCUGGAGAACUGCUGGGGAAAGCAUGCCGAGUGUCGGAAGAACCACGAUGCCUCAUAUCUUCCGACCCGCUUGAUCGACGUCGAAUCCUCUGAUCCUAACCUCGUCCGAUUGGUAGUCACUGCUCAAGAGCCCAUCGACGAUCCACGCUAUAUCGCUUCCAGCCAUUGUUGGGGUCUCAACAUGCCAGAAUCAGCCAAGACGGUCACCUCCAACUUCAACAAGCAUACUGAGAGCAUCCCGUUAUCAGACCUGUCCCGAACAUUUAUCGACUUCAUAAGGAUAAGCAGAGAUAUUGGCGUCCGAUAUGUCUGGAUUGACUCGCUAUGCAUCAUCCAGGACUCCUAUGAGGAUUGGACCGUCGAGGCGGCACAGAUGGCGGCUGUGUACUCCAAUGCCUAUGUUACCGUGGCUGCGUCAAGUUCAUCUGACGGCACUGGUGGAUGCCGAAAAGGAGAUGCGUCAGAUUCGUUCUUUGGGCCUGCCGACUUGAAGUGGGAUGAAGAAGAUGAGUCUGGAAACAGAAAGACUCGUACAAUCCGUGUCUUUGCUAAGCCCGAGGGCCAUGCAGUUACCAGUCUCUCGCAAGAUCCUCUGGUCUCAAGAGGAUGGACACUCCAAGAGCGUGAGCUAUCACCUAGAGUGGUGCACUACUCAAAGGACACAAUCCGAUGGGAGUGUGCGUGUCAAAAGGCAACCCUCGAAUUUCCCUGGAGUGACAGCCUCUCGUUCAACAACGCGCUCAGGGCGUUUGACCAGGGCCAACUUCAACCUCAAGGCACUGAGGGAUGGUAUUCAGAUGAGGCUGUGAGGAAGAAUAGCUUUGUGUGGUUCGAAGUCGUGGAGCGAUAUACGAAACGAUCACUCACGAAGCAGACGGAUAUCUUACCAGCGGUUUCUGGAAUCGCGCGAUACUUUUCUAAAGAAAUUGGGGACAAGUAUCAUGCUGGCCUCUUUGAGUCUCAUGGUGUUAUCGCAUUAAUCUGGAGGAUCGCAGGCAAAUCCAAGGAUAAGAGGAGUCGACACUCCGAGUAUCUCGCCCCAACUUGGUCUUGGGCUUCAGUGAAGGGUCCGGCCGAGUGGUGGUGGACGCUCAAGCAACACAAACCAGAGCCCGUCGACCACACAUUCACGCCGCAGAUUCUCGAGAUGAGCACAGUACCUGCGGGAGAUGACCCUUUUAGUAUUCUCAAAGGCGGCACACUGAGGCUAAAGGGUCUCCUCGUGCCUGUUGGCGCCAUGUGGCGAGAACAAGACAGGCUUGAGCAUGACCAGCGGUCAAUCAUUGCCAUUCAAGCAGAUGGACAAAUGACAAAAGUCGGAACCAUAACUUUUGACAUUCCUGAGGAGGCUUGCCAAGUAUUGUUCUGCUUUGCCUGUCGCAGGGAGAGCCAGUUUGGCUGGAUCGACGCCCUGGGACUGACUCAGACGGGACAGGGAACGUUGCAGUUUAAGCGUGUGGGACUGGUUCGGUCGAAAGAGAAGUCUUGGUGGGAGAAGGCGGUCACGGCAGAGAUUAGUAUUAUAUAG